Molecule: messenger RNA, 649 nt
Organism: Fomitopsis serialis
Lineage: Eukaryota; Fungi; Basidiomycota; Agaricomycetes; Polyporales; Fomitopsidaceae
Exons: 4
Coding region: 308-649 (113 amino acids)
Source: RefSeq, a predicted model, not a curated record
CAGCGAGAUCUUCCUUACACCGACAAUCACAUACCGCGUGGAAUUGGUCGAAAACCCUCUAUAUUGGACUAAAGUGCGGACGACAGCACUCCGAGAUCACACUCCUCUGUACCUCGAACCACCGAGAGCGAUCUUUCGAGCGUGUGAAAUAGUUUGUAGUGUCCUCUCCGCUGUCCGAAGCCACCAGUUCGCACGCAUCAAGAUCGGGUGUUGGUCGCACUCAGGAUCACCGCAGCGCUAACGAGGACUGUGAAGCCCACGUCAUUCCUCGCUCUGUCGGUGACCCCCCAUUACGACGUGCGGGAAGAUGAGGACGAUCGUCCGAGUGCCCUGUGCUGCGUGGUAUCCCCGAGCCAUCCACAACCUGUACUCCGUCGUGGAUCCGCAACCGCGCGAGCUUCGACAUGCUAUUCAAGCAGUCCCGCACGUCUCCGCGAGUCAUGCGCUGGCUCACAUCCACUCGUAUACUCAUCGCGUUCGAGUCGGAUCGAUCCCCACGUGUACCAAGAACACGUCCGCAGAAGAUGGCAGCUUGAACCUCAUUGGCCUCGUGUUCGGCAUCGUUAUGUGGGUGAUGUUGUCGACGCAGAUGUGCGCGUCGGUAUGGAGUCGACAACAGAAAGCCCGCCUGUCUGGCUCGCCUGCGUAA